Messenger RNA from Gekko japonicus, 1679 nucleotides. Its product is annotated as putative nuclease HARBI1. NCBI's taxonomy places the organism in Eukaryota, Metazoa, Chordata, Lepidosauria, Squamata, Gekkonidae. Gene Ontology annotation, biological process: regulation of DNA-templated transcription. The coding region runs from base 63 to 1658 and encodes 531 amino acids. The transcript is spliced from 5 exons. The record is from RefSeq and is a predicted model, not a curated record.
AUUUCACAGACGAGGAGUGGGCUCUGCUGGGUCCUGGCCAAAGAGCUCUUUACAGGGAAGUCAUGCUGGAGACCUAUGGCAACGUGGCCUUUCUGGAAUCUUGGAUCUACAAACCUGACCUCAUUUCCAGGUUGGAGGAAAUGGAUGAGAUGGAUGUCCAAGACUCAGAGGACACGAGGAGCUUAACAGAAGAUUCAGCCAUGGCAGUGAUGCCGGAGAGAUUUUCAGAGGAAGACCUUGCUUCCGAAGACACACUGGACUAUUCCCUAGAACAAUCUCCAGAGAUCCUGACAGAGCUGAUGGAGGGACUGGCCAGUGAAGACAUGGCGAAGCUGGAGCAGUUGCAGAAGGCUCUACUGCAGUUUAUUGUUCUGUGCCAGAGCAGGUUCCUCGCUCUCUGUUCCGUUUACACGCAUUGGAUGCGCGUGAAGCGGAGGACGUUCCUAGCAGCCGGGAGGAGGUCAAGCAUGAGGCGGAGACGGCUGCUCGGCAACAUCGAUCGGUACUCGCGUCGGGCGCGGAUGCAUUGGUUUGCCCUCGCUGGCGUGCCUGUGCCCCAUCGUUACUGGGUACGCCCGAGGAACACGGGCUGGUGGGAGAAUGUCAUGCUCGGACUCCAGGCUAACCAACAGUGGCUGCAAAAUUUCCGGAUGACCCACGAAACGUUUUCCGAGAUUGUGUCGGUGAUGAAAGGACGGCUGCUGCGGCGCAAGACCAGCAUGCGCGAGCCCAUUCCUGUGGAGAAGCGCAUAGCGAUCGCCAUCUGGUACCUGGCCAGUGCAAAUACCUACAGGGAGGUCGGGGAGAAGUUUGGUGUUGGAGUGUCUACGGUCGGGGAGGUGGUCCUCGAGGUCUGUUUCGCGAUGGAGGUAGAGCUGUAUCACAAGACUGUCUGCCUAGGUCCCGACGUUGCUAAGAUAAUGGAUGGAUUUGAUCGCCUGGGGUUCCCUCACUGUAUUGGAGCCAUAGACCGAAUGCCCCUCCUGACUCGCGCCCCGGGCAGGGGGCUCGACGAGCAUGGGAACGUCAAGAAAUACUCCUCCGUUCUGCUGCAGGGAACUGUGGACCAUACUGGACGGUUUACCAAUGCGGAGAUGGAGUGGAGUGGGAGCAACCAGGAUGCUUUUGUCUUCAGCAACUCCACACUCUGCACUGCCAUGGACGCCGGAGGGUAUGUUCCAGGGAACCCUAUCCUCCAUCUUGAAGGGCUGUCUGUUCCAGCCCUCAUAGUGGCGGAUGGAGACUACCCCAUGAGGCGGUGGCUGAUGAAGCCGUUUGACCAAUGCAGGGGCAGGCGUGAGAGGAACUUUAACUCCGCCUUGCAUCGGGCACGAAACGUGGCCGAGUGUGCCUUUGAACGGCUCAAGGCUCGUUGGCGGUGCCUCUCCGCACGCCUCAAUGUGUUUCAGGAGAACGUGACCUCUCUAGUCAGAGCCUGUGUCAUCCUGCACAAUAUUUGUGAGGAAAAGGGACAUGAAAUAUUGGCAGAACACUCUGAGCAGGGGCACACCCUGGCGGACCACUGUGAUCCUAAACCAGCCAGAGUGCACACGGAGGAGACGGUGGACUUUGACCCGAAUGACGCGCAGUGUUUAGCCGAAGGAGAAGCUGUAAGAGAAGUCGUAGCCAACUACAUGAUUGCAAACCUGCAGUGCUGAAAGCAGGGGUGUGUGCAUGAU